AUGCUCUCGCUCGCCUCGAAGCCAAAGUUUUUCCUCCUCAACGCGUUGCGCGCGUUUUCGCUGCUCUCGCUGCUCUUCGUGUUCAUCGCCAAUAUCGUUAUCAUGGCCCAGGACGUCCAAGCUCUGCGCGAAAAUGCGCACAACAAGGACCACGAAGACUGUGAAUACAUCGAGGGUUCAGGCGUCCCCAAUCAACCAGCGGGCAACUUUAGAGCCUUUUUGAGCAUCUCUCUCAACAUUGUGGAAACGAUCAUCCUCAUCCUCUCCGAAAUCGGUUUCCCAGCAUCUUUCUUCAAGAAAUGGAUACCCUGCUUAGACAACGAGCACAGUCUCGUCGGGCUCGGCGUUCUCGAGCUCUUGCUCGCGGCCCAAAUGAUGAGCCAUUUCCUGGAAACGUUCCCCUUGGUCGCUUGUUUCUUCCUUCUCAUUGCUGGCAUUUUCAACAUUUGCACGAUGUACUUUGACAGGCCCAAGUUCUUCCGCUCGUAUGCAUUCUGGAAGAGCUCCCGUGCUGCCAACGACCUCAAGUCUGUCGAAAGCGGCGUCUCACGCACCUACUCGGCCCAUAACAGGACCAUUUCUGCCGCGCCUUCCAUCUUUACGGAAAAGGAGCACUCAUCGCCCGCCCAUGCUCCUUAUGGAUUUGCACGACAGGAAUCUUCAGAGCCCGUCCUGUCGAGGCCUUUGUCGCCGCCAAAUUAUUCGCCGCCGCAACGACCUAUGAUGCUUGCAACCAAGAACCGCAAUCGAGUGUUUUAG
Serendipita indica DSM 11827 is the source of this 759-nucleotide messenger RNA. The record is from the annotation of a GenBank genome assembly. Lineage: Eukaryota; Fungi; Basidiomycota; Agaricomycetes; Sebacinales; Serendipitaceae.